Molecule: messenger RNA, 5248 nt
Organism: Petromyzon marinus (sea lamprey)
Lineage: Eukaryota; Metazoa; Chordata; Hyperoartia; Petromyzontiformes; Petromyzontidae
Product: alpha-mannosidase 2x
Biological process (GO): N-glycan processing; protein deglycosylation; mannose metabolic process
Cellular component (GO): Golgi membrane
Molecular function (GO): carbohydrate binding; alpha-mannosidase activity
Source: RefSeq, a predicted model, not a curated record
UCACAGCUCAUCGUCAUGCUGCUUGUCUCUAAUCAGCAUCCAGUUCGUCUCCUAGCAGCAUACUCCUGUUGAUACCGAUUUCUCCUCUUCCUCCAUCCCCGCCUUCCUCUUCAUCGUCCUCAGAAUUCCUUCUGUCAUCCCAUUACAACAUCUCUUUGGCCUAUUCUUCCAAACUCUCAUGAUAACUCUUCUUCCUCAAAUCCACGAAUCCCACCUCUUGUCUAUUUUACAUUCAUUUCUCUCUUUCCUCCAACUUCUCAUUCUCGCUCCUCCCUGCUCCUCUCAAUUCCUCUCAAUUCCCCUGCCCUCAAACAACUCUCCUUGCUCCCUCGACUCCCUCAUUCCACUUCCUCUCAUCGCGUUCCUCUGGCUCCCAUCUCGUUCUUCUUACUCCCACCUCACUCCCCUUGCUCCCACCUCACUCCCCUCGCUCCCACCUCACUCCCCCGGGGAGGGAGCCCGAGGCCCCUGGGUCGCCAUGCGGCCCCGCAAGCAGGUGACCGUGUGCGGCGCGGCCAUCUUCUGCGUGGCCGUCUUCUCGCUCUACGUGAUGCUCGACCGCGUGCAGUCCGACUACCAGCGGCGCCACGACUCGCGCCGCGACGACCUGCCCAGGGGACAACUGUCGGUGCUGCACAGCAAGAUGGAGCAGCUGGAGGAGCUGCUGGAGGAGAACCACCACAUCAUCAGCAACCUGCGUCACUCCGUGCUCGAGCUGGACGUGGGCCGCCCGGCCCCGAGCCCCCCGGCCCUUUGGCCGGGCCCCGCGAGGCUCCCCAAUGGCACGUGGGUGCUGCCCCCUUGGGCAUUCCCCUUCCCGGCCUCCGUCUCCGUUGCCGACGGCGACUGCAGAUUUUCCUCCGAGGCCUCGCAGACGGCGGGGCGGGACGUGCAGAUGCUGGAUGUUUACAGGCUCCUGCCGUUCGAUAACCCCGACGGGGGCGUGUGGAGGCAGGGGUUCGACAUCACCUAUGAUGUCGGCGCCUGGGAGCAGCGGCCCCUGCAGAUCAUCGUCGUGCCGCACUCCCACAACGAUCCAGGUUGGCUCAAGACCUUCGACAAGUACUACGUGGACCAGACGCAGCACAUCCUCAACCACAUGGUGACCAAGCUGCUCGAGGACCGGCGCCGCUCCUUUGUCUGGGCCGAGGUCUCCUUCUUUGCCAAGUGGUGGGAUGCCGCCGACUCACAGCGUAGGCACAGUGUCCGCAGGUUGGUGGAGCGUGGCCAGCUCGAGUUCGUGACGGGCGGGUGGGUGAUGACGGAUGAAGCCAACGCUCACUACUUCGCCAUCAUUGAUCAGAUGAUCGAGGGUCACCAGUGGCUGCACAAGACGCUGGGUGUGCGUCCCCGGAGCGGCUGGGCCAUUGACCCGUUUGGCCACUCCCCGACGAUGGCCUACGUGCUGCGGCGAGCGGGGCUGCAGGCCAUGCUGAUCCAGCGCGUGCACUACGCCGUCAAGCGCCACCUGGCCCACGAGCGCAGCCUCGAGUUCAUGUGGCGCCAGGACUGGGACGUGGGCACGAGCACGGACAUCCUGUGCCACAUGAUGCCCUUCUACAGCUACGAUGUCCCGCACACGUGCGGCCCCGACCCCAAGGUCUGUUGCCAGUUCGACUUCAAGCGCCUCCCAGGCAGCCGCGUCAACUGCCCCUGGAAGGUUGCUCCACGAGCCAUCACGGCGGACAACGUGGCCGAGAGGGCGAGCCUGCUGCUCGACCAGUACCGUAAGAAGGCCUCGCUGUUCCGCGGCGGCGCCGUUCUGGUGCAGCUGGGCGACGACUUCCGCUUCGAAACGGCGCACGAGUGGGAGCAGCAAUUCCACAACUACCAGCAGCUCUUCGACUACAUCAACUCCCACCCCGAGCUGCACGCAAGGGCUCAAUUCGGGACGCUCUCCGAUUACUUCGAGGCGCUGGGGGUUUGGGAGGUCUCCGGGAACGCUUCUAUCUCCCCGCCGCCGCCGCCCCCGCCAGCGCUGCCCGUGCUGGGCGGCGACUUCUUCACGUACGCCGACCGCGAAGACCAUUACUGGAGCGGCUACUUCACGUCGCGGCCGUUCUUCAAGCACCUGGACCGGCGCCUCGAGGCUCACCUCAGGGCGGCGGAGCUGCUGUUCUCGCUGGCGUCGUGGCACGCGUCUCGGCGUGGCGUCACGCCGCUGCUCCCCGCGCGCGAGUGCUUUGCCCGGUUGGAGGGCGCACGGCGCAACCUCGCGCUCUUCCAGCACCACGACGCCAUCACCGGCACGUCGCGCGAGCUCGUCGUGUCCGACUACGCCGCCAGGCUGAUGCGGGCGCUCGCCGACCUGCAGCGCGUGCUCGUGGACGCGGCGCUCGUGCUGCUGCUCGCCGAGCCCGGGCGCUCCGCCGCCUCCGCCCCCUCCCAGCCCUCCUUCUUCUUCCUCCUCGAGGAAAACGUCGUGGAUUACGACUCGCUGCCCAACAAGGCCGUCAUUAAGCUGACGUCGGCGCCAAGGUCGCUGGUGGUGCACAACGCGCUGGAGUGGGAGCGCGUGUGCGUGGUGAGCGUGCGCGUGGACUCGCCGCUCGCGAACGUGCUCACGCACGACGGCUCCGGCGUCCUGGCCCAGGUGGACCCCCUGUGGAGCAGCAGCACGGGGAUGUCUGCGCGCGCGUUCCAGCUGCAGUUCUUGGCGCGCGUGCCGGCGUUGGGCCUGGCCGUCUACCGCCUGACGCUGGAUGCUCCGCCCGUGCCUACCGUGCGGUCCGACACCACGCUGUACCUCCCCGGAGGAGGGCCCGUGCCCCCCCGCACGCAACCUCUGCUGCCCCUGGCUCUGCUGCCGCCCCCUACGACGCAGUUCUCGGUGGAGACGGCGAGCGUGGAGGCCGGUUUCUCGGGCCGCACGGGGAUGCUGCGCUGGGUGCGACUCAAGGCGGGUGGCGAGCCGCGCCUGCUACGGCUCGAUUUGCUGUGGUACGGCACUCGACGGAGCAAGGACAAGAGCGGCGCCUAUCUCUUUCUGCCCGAUGGGGAAGGCAAGCCAUACGAGUCGGCGGAGAGGCCGGUGGUGCGGGUGACGCGGGGCCCCCUCGUGUCGGAAGUCACGUGCGUCUACCCGCACGUGCAGCACAGCGUGCGCCUCUACAACCUACCAGGCGUUGAAGGAUUGUCACUGGAGGUCUCCAACGUGGUGGACCUGCGGGACCAGAACAACCGCGAGCUCAGCAUGCGGGUCUCCAGCGACGUGGAGAGCGACGGAAACUUUCAGACCGACCUCAACGGCUUCCAGAUGCAGCCGCGGAGGUUUUGGAAGAAGCUGCCGCUGCAGGCCAACUUCUACCCGGUGGCGACGAUGGCCCUGGUGCAGGACGCGCGCUCGCGGCUCAGCCUGCUCACUGCGCAGGCCGGCGGGGUGGCCAGCCUGGCCGAUGGGCAGCUGGAGGUGAUGCUGGACCGGCGCUUGAUCCAGGACGACAACCGCGGCCUGGGUCAGGGCCUCAAGGACAACAGACGCAGCCUCAGCCGCUUCCGGCUGCUCCUGGAGACUCGCUCGCCGGACGGCACGAAAUGGGAUGCGACGAUGGCUGCCGCGCUGGGAUUUCCAUCCCUGCUGGGCCACGUGGCCUCCGCCGCUCUGAACCACCCGCCGUUCGUGCUGGUGGGGGUCGAGCAGCGUCUGUCCCCGCUCGUCGAGCCGCCACAGCUGCUGCCCUCCUUCCACGUGCUGGGGGCGCCAGUGCCCUGCGACCUCCACCUGCUCAACCUCCGCAUGAUGGAGGCACCGGGAGCCGGCCCCCCGGGCGAGGCCGCCCUCCUGCUGCACAGGAAGGGGUUCGACUGCAGCUUUCCAAGUGCGGGGCUGGGGGGGUUCAACUGCUCCACCACGGGCGGCAAGCUCUCGCUGGGUGACCUCUUCCGGAAGCUGAGGUUGCACAGCGUGACCCCCAGCAGCCUCACCCUGCUGCACUCGCAGCCGGCCGGCCCCAACACCAGCCGGGUGGAGCUGGCGCCCAUGGAGAUCGCCGCUUUCCGCGUCUCCUACGUGUGACGACCGGCGCCGCAGCUCGUUCCCUCCCCCCGCUCGCCCCAACGUAAUAGCGAAGUUGCCCUCAGAGGCCAGGGACUGUGGCUGGUCGCCUGGAUGUCUGCGAUGCCUUUUCCUUCACCACCCGAUGGGAAGAGGGGGGCCACGUUGAGUAAUCGGGCCCCGAGAUGUACUGGGCUCCCCCCCCACGCUCGGCGUGGGUUUUCCGGCUCCCGGUGAGGCGCGACUGCUUUGAGCGGACGGCACUGGAUGUGGCUGACACCGUUGACAGUCACCCACGGUGAACGCGAAUGGCUGAGCACGAAUGGCUGAGCACGAGCGGCUGAGCACGGGAGAGCUGAGCACAGGGAGCUGAGCACAGGGAGCUGAGCGCGGGUGGAUGAGCGCGGGUGGAUGAGCACGGGAGGGCUGAGCACAGGAGGCUGAAAGGUGCAGUUUCGCCUCCCGGUUGGAACGCGCCAAACUGCACCGUGGCUGCCGAAAUAACGGGACACAGCCAGUAGAUUUACAAUAACAAAAAAACUCGUCCCCUGCUCAAACGAACAAUAAGUGUUGCUCAUCUGUUUUCAGUCCUUGAGUCAGUCGUGGAAAUUCCACAAUCCUAUGUAGGGUAUUGGUCUCUCCGUACGACAACCACCGUUGCUCAUGUAAAAUUCCAACUGGCCUUUAAAGUCAAACAGCAAUAGAAACAGUAACUUCUCAACCAAAUGAGGGUUGCUGACAACCAUGCCGCACAAACCGUGGUUCUGUUUAGCAUGGCUGCCAGCCGUCAAAGCUCGCUCACUUCAGGGCCCAGCGAGGGCUUCCAUCACAGAUCCCCCUCCGCCAAAGUCCACCGCACCGAGUACCGCGGUCACAAGGAAAACCCGACAGUCACGCUCGGGGUGGCGAGGCACCGCGAGCGCCACUUUGUGCACUGCGUUUGAAUGCAUCCAAUCAUUGAAAACUAUUUGCUUUUGCGUAACAGCUCCAGUCCAAGCACUGUAUUGAGGAUAUUAAUGUUUAGGGGGAUGAUUUAAUUUAAAAACUAUUUAAUGUGAAUCGCGUGUUCCUCGUAAGGCGGCGUAGAAAUUUAUUAAUACAAUCACAGCUCUGACGUUGCAAAGGUGGUUUAUUAAGCGAUUGUAGACGUACGAGUGGUGUCAUCAAUUUAGCCAGAUGUUUUUAAUUCUUCCAUUUAACUUUUCUGACAUUUGUAGCCAAGGCUCGACGGCAGAAUAAAAUGAAGUUUCAAGA